CUCUGUCUUGUCUUAGCUCGUCUCUCUCUCUCUGCCUACCCGAGAAACAGAGAAGUAAGAAACUCUGAGAAUCAAUACUUUUCUCGAGGAAAAAAAAUUAGUUCUUUUUUAAAUUGAAAGAAGGUUACAAGUUGAAUUAGUAGAAGCGAAGAUUAAUUACAAACUGAGAAUUCGAUCGAGUUUGGCUUGGUAGUAAUGGCGGGAAUAGCUAUAGUUUUAGAUCUACUGAAGAAAUCUAAAUCCAAUCAACACAGUUUCCACUCAUCUUCGAUUUGUUCCGCCUCCGCCGCCGCAGUUUCUGCUGCCGCCACUGCUCCUUUCGCUUCUAGGUUUCUCUUCGGUUCUUUUGAGCCUCGAGUUGCAUAUUGUGAUGCGGCUGCUGGAAUAGAUGAUGACUACCUUGGUGCUAUACGUAAAAUAUCUGCUGAUGUUUUGCAGCGUGAACCGCGUGCAUAUUUUUCUACUUCCAAGGAAUACAAUAUCCAGCCAAAACCAGUUUUCUCGGCCUUUGAGUUCAGGGCACUUGCAAUGACGACAGUGAGAUCGCUCCUGAUGUUUUAUUUGCCUCUUUUGGAGCCUAAAACGGCUUCAGAGGAUGAUGGUGAAUUCCUAAACAAUGCUGAAGAAGAAAGCCGCCGCCCGGACUUGAUUGUUCCUCUUAAAAAGUCAGCAAAGCAAAUUGCCCGUGAGACCACAGUUGUGACCACUAGAAGACUCCUUGAAAGGCUGGCUAUGAGUUAUGUCUCACAGCGUAUGGCAUGGAAACUUCUAAAGGAUGUCCCUCAGUCGACUUUACGCAAGGCUCAGAGAGGAUUGCCCACACAUGUAUACAUCUUUAAAGUCAGCCAAACAACUCUUAGAGGACACUUCCUUGGAGUUGCAGCAUCAUGGGCAGUUCAAGUAGGCAUUGAAAUCUACAGAUGUGUGUUCCCGAAUGUUAAACCCGUGGGAGAAGAAGAGAAACAAGUCGUGAUAACAGAGCAAGCCAAGGAUCUCGGAAACAAAGUUGUGGGUAUCACAGUAAGAUGUGGGGCGUCCUUACUGUUUGCUGCCAUAGGAGCCGGUAUAUGCUCAUGCCUUAUCCGUCCCUCCACGGGACAAUGGAUCGGGUGCGCGCUGGGGGACUUGGCUGGUCCGAUUGUUGUUUCGGUUUGCCUGCAGAAGACUCUUCAAGCUAAUAAUUAAGUCCUUGUGUGGAAAUUGAUGAUCCAAAUGAAAUCAUAGAGCUUGUUUUUUUUUCCGAACUUUUCUUACACUGAAACCUUUAAAAACAUUGAUUAAUGCACCCCAAGUGAUUCUCAGAAUAUACCUACUUUUUGACAACAGCACAAUAAAGUCAGGUUAUUUAUUUUCACUGGAUUUAGUUUUAGUA
Molecule: messenger RNA, 1372 nt
Organism: Camelina sativa (false flax)
Lineage: Eukaryota; Viridiplantae; Streptophyta; Magnoliopsida; Brassicales; Brassicaceae
Source: RefSeq, a predicted model, not a curated record